AUGCAGGCUACGUGGAGGCCCGAAGGUCGCCCGGCGGGGCAUGAGGUGGCAACCUUUGCUGGAGGGUGCUUCUGGAGUGUGCAGCUUGCCUUCGACCGGCUCCACGGCGUGCUCUCCAGCUCCGUGGGCUACGCGCAGGGCCAAAAACAGCACCCGACCUACAAAGAGGUGUGCACGGGAACGACCGGGCAUUCCGAGGCAGUUCAGCUCGUGUAUGACCCAGAGCAGAUCACCUACGCCCAACUGCUGGAUGCCCUGUUUGAGAAGAUAGACCCUCUCCAGCGCGAAGGUCAGGGCGCGGAUGUCGGAUCGCAGUACCGUACCGGCAUCUACACCCACAGCCAGGUUCAAGCGCAGGCUGCCAAGCAGAAGAUGGCUUCCGUCGAGGGCUGUGCGGUCGAGGUGGAGCCAUUCACCGUCUUCUGGCCCGCAGAAGAGUACCACCAGAGGUAA
Messenger RNA from Auxenochlorella protothecoides, 453 nucleotides. Its product is annotated as Peptide methionine sulfoxide reductase A2-1. The record is from RefSeq and is a predicted model, not a curated record. NCBI's taxonomy places the organism in Eukaryota, Viridiplantae, Chlorophyta, Trebouxiophyceae, Chlorellales, Chlorellaceae. The transcript has 4 exons. Bases 1 to 453 code for a protein of 150 amino acids. Gene Ontology annotation, molecular function: peptide-methionine (S)-S-oxide reductase activity.